CCUCCGCAAAUCAAGAGACAUUCAUCAAGACGACGCCCAUCAAAUUCGUUAAUCCACUACUUUGUUCUUCCUCCACUUCGAAUCAUCAUAACCCUUGUUUCUUCUUCCUCUUCUGCUUCGAAACAGUCAAUUUUUCUGUCAGAAUGACCGAGCCCUCGACGGAGAAACCCUCCGAAGGACCACCAGUCGUCUUCCGCCGCGGCAAAAAGAAGAAGGCCGCCUACCGUCAGCGAGACAACGAGGCCUCCGACGACGGCGUCGCUGUGCCCACAACGACGGCCGACGCGCCGACUGGGACCUCACAAUGCGCCGCAGCCGGCCCCGACUCGAGCGCCCCGGCCAACGUCCACAUUAAGAAGGAGGACAGCGACGAUGAGAAGGAGCACCUCGACGAGGGUGAAGACGCGGGCCUGUCGGUGGCCGAGGUGUUGAAGCUGAGGAAUGCACGCAAGGCCAAGACGCGCGGCGUCGACCUGCGCGCCGACUCUGGAUCCAAAGUGGUGGAUGAGCCGACUUCGACAGAGCUGGUCGUCAAGGAGGAGAUGCCCAGCCCUGCGGCGGCGGUGGUCGCGGGCUUGGGCAGGCGAUUCGCGGCUCAGACCGGUUUGGUCGGCGAGCUCGUCAACAGACACAUGGAGGAAUAUAUAGAAUCAGAGUUGGCUAGGCGGAAGCAUGCGACAGGCGCGACGACGACAACAACAGCGAGCUCCUCCACAACGACAUCACACGACAGGCGGCAAGAAUCCGAACAGGCUGCCGGCGCGUCCAGCAGCGGCACCGGAGGAGGCCUUCUCGCCGAGACGCCGGCGCAGCCCGCAACCCGAGGCAAGCUGCAGGAGGUAGACCUUGGACAGGAGAUGCGCGAGCGCAACGUCGUCGAGACGGAGCGUGCCGCGAAGCGACUCAGAGGCGAAGAGGUCGGCGAAGAAGGCGCAGAGGCGGGCGAGGCCGACAGGGGCAAGCCUGCCAAGCGGAACCGUCGGCCUAGCGAAGACGCACUCCGCGAUAAGAUGGUGGAGCAGUUUUUACUCGAAAACAAGAUGGAAAACUACCAGAUGGAGGAUGCCCAAGAGCCGGAAGACGGAAGGGCGCACGACGCAAGGGUGGCCGACGAAUUCCGUCGCGAGUUCAUGGAAGCCAUCCACCAGCGCAACCGCCGCCGACGACCAGCCAUCAACCAGCACAAGCGGGCGCCAAAGAGAGACGAGUCGGAGAUCCUCAAGGGGCCCAAGCUCGGCGGCAGCAGGAAUUCCAGGGCUGCCAUCCGCGAUAUUUUGCUGAAGCAGGCAAACGAGAAGCGGGCGGCGGAACGAUCGUGAAUUCCUGCCGCCGUGGAGUGUCAAGAAUGUGCAAUAUUUUGGUUUCUCUUUCCUUUGCUAUCAUACUUCUGGACUUUUGGACUGGAUGGUUGCAAACUUGGUAUCUUGGUAACAUUAAAUUGAUGAAGCGUUUCGGUCUGACCGCACAAUAAUCUUGAGAAUACAGGGGAAUCUGACAAGCCAAGAUGUUCAAAUCCG
Molecule: messenger RNA, 1517 nt
Organism: Pyricularia oryzae 70-15
Lineage: Eukaryota; Fungi; Ascomycota; Sordariomycetes; Magnaporthales; Pyriculariaceae
Exons: 3
Coding region: 144-1319 (391 amino acids)
Biological process (GO): mRNA splicing, via spliceosome
Cellular component (GO): spliceosomal complex
Source: RefSeq, a predicted model, not a curated record